Messenger RNA from Mesitornis unicolor (brown roatelo), 1452 nucleotides. RefSeq names its product WAS protein family homolog 1 (gene WASHC1). Gene Ontology annotation, cellular component: early endosome; WASH complex; recycling endosome. Gene Ontology annotation, molecular function: gamma-tubulin binding; alpha-tubulin binding; actin binding. Gene Ontology annotation, biological process: exocytosis; Arp2/3 complex-mediated actin nucleation; retrograde transport, endosome to Golgi. The record is from RefSeq and is a predicted model, not a curated record. Lineage: Eukaryota; Metazoa; Chordata; Aves; Mesitornithiformes; Mesitornithidae.
AUGUCUACAGUAGCCCAGAAGCACUUUCUGGAAGGGCAGACAUACUCAGUCCCCCUGAUCCAACCAGACCUUUUUCAGGUGGCAGAUGCACUUCAGUAUCUGCAAAAGGUGUCGGGCGAUAUCUUCAACAGGAUCUCUCAGCGGGUGGAGGCCAGCUGGGCACAGCUUCAGGCCAUCGGUGAGAGAGUCACGCUCGCCCAAGCGAAGAUUGAGAAGAUAAAGGGCAGCAAGAAGGCCAUUAAGGUAUUUUCCAGUGCCAAGUAUCCAGCCCCUGAACGGCUGCAGGAGUACAGUUCAAUUUUUGCUGGCGCAGAAGACCCAGCAAAACAGAAAUGCCCAAGACAUAAGAUUCAGAGCAAACACCGAGUGCUGGAUGAGAAAGCUCUGCAGGAGAAACUCAAGUACUUCCCUGUGUGCUUGAGCACCAAAAUUCACCAGGAGGAUGAUGCAGAAGAAGGCCUUGGCAGCCUCCCCAGGAACAUCAGCUCCCUCAGUUCCCUGCUGCUCUUCAAUACCACCGAGAACUUGUACAAGAAGUAUGUUUUCCUGGAUCCUCUGGCUGGAGCAGUGACCAAAACCCAUGUGGCUCUGGAAGCAGAGACAGAGGAGAAGCUCUUUGAUGCUCCUCUCUCCAUCACUAAAAGAGGACAGCUGGACCGACAGGUAGCUGAAAAUUACUUCUACGUGCCAGAUCUGGGCCAGGUCCCAGAGAUUGAUGUGCCAUCCUACCUGCCAGACCUGCCUGGCAUUGCUGCAGACCUCAUGUACAGUGCUGACCUGGGCCCAGGCAUCGCACCGUCUGCCCCAAGCAGUGCUAUUCCAGAGCUGCCCACUUUCAACACUGAGUCAGUGGAGCCUUUGCAACCAGACCUUCAAGAUGCUGAGCUAUUGCCGCCUCCUCCACCACCACCUCCCCCACCGCCUCCUGUUAUGCCAACUACUGUGCCUCCUCCGCCACCCUUGCCCCAGCCCACAGCCCCCUCUGAGCCAGCGCGGACAGCAAGCGAGGAGAGCAGCAAUGCAGUGCCUGCAGCUUCACUCCAGGGAGCCCCGAAGGAGGUGGUGAACCCCUCGACUGGGCGUGCCAGUCUCCUGGAGUCCAUCCGGCAGGCUGGUGGCAUUGGGAAGGCUAACCUGCGCAGCGUCAAGGAGAGGAAGCUGGAGAAGAAGAAGCAGAAGGAACAAGAACAAGUGAGAGCUACAGGACAAGGUGGAGAUUUGAUGUCAGACCUCUUCAACAAACUGGUGCUGAGGCGCAAAGGUAUUUCAGGGAAAGGACCAGGAGCCUCUGGAAAUCCCGAUGCUCCUGGAAGUUCUGCUGGUGCCUUUGCUCGUAUGUCAGACUCAAUACCACCCCUCCCACCCCCCCAGCAGCCCACGGGUGAGGAGGAUGAGGAUGACUGGGAGUCAUAAAUAGGGUCAGUUGAGUGUCAGUGUGAAUCCCAGGACUCU